Messenger RNA from Chlamydomonas reinhardtii, 2203 nucleotides. RefSeq lists its product as uncharacterized. Gene Ontology annotation, molecular function: phosphoric diester hydrolase activity. Gene Ontology annotation, biological process: glycerophospholipid catabolic process. The record is from RefSeq and is a predicted model, not a curated record. NCBI's taxonomy places the organism in Eukaryota, Viridiplantae, Chlorophyta, Chlorophyceae, Chlamydomonadales, Chlamydomonadaceae. The transcript is spliced from 5 exons. Bases 123 to 1703 code for a protein of 526 amino acids.
GUGCACACAAGUAAACAUGGUUCCGACUCGCGGCGCCUGAAGAUGGCAGGGCCGAGAGCGGUUACCAAAGCUCAACUCUCUCGUGGACUGCAAAUGCCCAACGCCUGCUAAACUAUUUAGCAAUGACAUUCAUUGGCAAGCUAGUAGCUUCUUUAGCUUAUCGCUAUCUCGCCUGGGCGACACCGCUGCCGAAGGGCGUUAGCACUGCGUCGCCCUCGCAGACGCCGCGCAUAAACUUCCCGCUGCUUGUGUAUAGCCACCGCGGCGGCGACCGCGAGGUGGACCCCAGCUGCGGCCUGCGCUAUGUGGAGAACACACUGCCCGCCUUCCGCAACUCGGUGGCCGUGGGCGCCGACCUGCUGGAGCUGGACGUGCAGCUGAGUGCCGACGGCGCCGUGGUGGUGUGCCACGACUCACACGACCUGGCCAGGCUGUGCGGGCCGGGCCCACCGCCGCCACCACCGCCUGCUGGGCCGGGCCGCAGCAGUAGCGUUGCCAGCGCCGGUGCCAGUGCUGCAGCAAGCGGUGGUGCUGGUGGUGCGGCAGGUGGUCGUGCGGUGGGGUCUUCGGGUCAGGCGGGGCGGCGGGGGCGUGUGGCCGACUACGCCGUGUCAGACCUGCCGCCGCUGCUCAGGCACCCGCUGCUGGAGGCAACCGGGAUCGGCCCCGGCCCCGCUGCCGCCGCCCAGACGCCUGCUGCUGCGGCUGCUGCGGGGUCUGGGCCCGCCGGAGCUGGGACUGGGCCCACUGCCGCUGCCACCGCCACCGGCAGUGACCCGGACGCGACGCGGAUGCCGCUGUUGGAAGAGGUUCUGCGCGAGUUCCCGCACACGCCGCUGCAGGUGGACGUCAAGGUGGCCUCACCCCAGCUGGUGGCGGCGGUGACGGAGCUGCUGGCACGGUACCGGCCCCUGCCCGGGGCACAUGCGAACAGCAGUGUCAACACGGACACAGCCGGCGGCGACGGCGUCAGCAGUGAGGCCGAGGGAAAGCUGAAGGCCCAGCCUGCAGUGGCAGCGCACACGGCAUCUCCCAACGGGCAAUCGCCAGCUGGGGGAGCAGUAGCAGCAGCAGUAGCAGCAGCAGCAGCACAUCCGGAAGCGGGCUCUGCUGCUCCCGCCCCCGCCCCCGCCUCCUGCUCCUCCUUCGCGGGCAGCGGCGUGCUGUGGGGCUCCUUCCACCACGCCACCUGCUGCCAGCUGCACGCAGCCGACCCCGCCCGCCCGCUGUUCUGCUCGCUGCCGCGGGCGCUGCUGCUGCUGGCGGCGCACCUGACGGGGCGGCUGCACGAGGUCGUCAUCUACGAGUCCGCCAUCAUUCUGCCCUGGCGCCUCCCCCGCGCCCCCACCUGGCUGGGCCGGGUGGUGGCGGGGCUGAUACGGGUGGCCACUGCGCAGGAGGCCGACGCCGCUGCGGCUGCGGCUGCAGCUGCCGCUACUGCUGGGGGCCAGCCGGCGGCUGGCGGCAGCCAGGGCGGCGGUAGUGACACGGCCGGGGCCUCGCUGCUGCUGCCCGACUUCUUCAGGGCGCUGCAGGCUCGUGGUGUGUCAGUGGUGCUGUUCGCUGACGUCAACACCGAGUCCGACUUCGCGGCCUGCCUGGGCGCGGGCGCGGACGCGCUGUGCACCGACUCGCCCGCACGGCUCCGAGCCUGGCUGCAGGGGCAGCAGAAGCAGCAGCAACAGCAACAGCACCACCAGUAGUAUCAUGUGCACGCGGCUGCAAGUGACAGCAUGUGGCGGCGUGGGGCUCGGGGGCGGGGGAAAGGGCAGUGAGAAGGAGCCGGUGAGCUAGGAACAGGCGAAAUACGUGUCACGUCCUGUCCCGGGUGUUGUGGAGAUGGAGUGAGGCUUCGGCGCCACGGGCGCAUGCCGGAGCAGUAACGCCGCAAACGCUUGGUAGGGAUAGGUGGGGAAAUCGAGUGGAUUGUGUGGCGCACGUGCUGUGCCGCGACAUCGCGGCAGUGCCGCAUGCAUGUGCGCACCAAGGCGACCACAGGGCGGUCUGGCUUCUGAAGUGGUCCGGCCCUGUGUUCUCCAGCAGGAGGGAAGGCCAAAAAGGCCCUCCUCCUGGCUGCCAGGCAAGUUUACGCCUAGACCGUGGAGGUGCUGCGCCAUUUCGAGUCAGAGUCCAACCCUUACACGCGGGCCGUUACUGUUUCUGGUUCACAACACACAUCCACACCUUGUAACCUUGUGUACUU